This is a messenger RNA of Megalops cyprinoides (Indo-Pacific tarpon), 1802 nucleotides long. It is a transcript of the gene tram1, whose product is annotated as translocation associated membrane protein 1. The transcript has 11 exons. Gene Ontology annotation, biological process: SRP-dependent cotranslational protein targeting to membrane, translocation; protein insertion into ER membrane. Bases 150 to 1265 code for a protein of 371 amino acids. Gene Ontology annotation, cellular component: endoplasmic reticulum membrane. The record is from RefSeq and is a predicted model, not a curated record. Lineage: Eukaryota; Metazoa; Chordata; Actinopteri; Elopiformes; Megalopidae.
UGAGUAGGAGGGAAUAGUAGUUAGCCAGCUACGUCGGUUGGCAGAGGAACUGCGCGCAUACCAGAUAUCUAGCAAGCCGAGCUGGAGACGUGUUCCUCAUUUUGCAGUGGAGCUGCACGGGGGGAAAAGUUAGCCGAAAAUUUACGAACAUGGCAAUCCGAAAAAAGAACAAUAAGAACCCGCCUGUCCUCAGCCAUGAGUUUGUCAUCCAGAAUCACGCAGAUAUUGUAUCAUGUGUUGCUAUGGUGUUUCUUCUCGGGCUGAUGUUUGAGGUCACUUCAAAAGUUGCGGUUUUGUUCAUCACAGUCCAGUAUAAUGUCACCAUCUCCGCAAAUGAGGGCCCAGAUGAGACACCUGUGAACUACUUCCAUCAUGGACUGAAGGACCUGGCGACUGUGUUUUUCUACAUGCUGGUGGCCAUUAUCAUGCAUGCCAUCAUACAGGAGUAUGUGCUUGAUAAAAUCAACAGGAAGAUGCACUUCUCCAAGACCAAACACAGCAAGUUCAAUGAAUCUGGUCAGCUCAGUGCCUUCUACCUCUUCUCAUGUGGGUGGGGAGCAAGUAUACUGCUGUCAGAAAACUUUGUGUCCAAUCCUGUCAGCCUAUGGGAAGGCUACCCUCAUACCUUAAUGUCGUUUCAGAUGAAGUUUUUCUACAUCUGCCAGCUGGGUUAUUGGCUACAUGCUCUGCCUGAGCUGUACUUUCAGAAGACCAAGAAAGAAGACAUCCCACGUCAGCUGGUGUACAUCAGCCUGUACCUCGUCCACAUCGCAGGAGCCUACAUCUUAAACCUUAAUCGCCUGGGUCUGGUCCUGCUGGUGCUGCAUUACUUCGUGGAGCUGCUCUUCCACAUCUCCCGCCUGGUCUACUUCAGCAACGACAGCCGGCAAAGCGGGUUCACGGUGUGGGCCAUCCUCUUUGUCCUUGGCCGGUUGCUCACCCUGUCCUUGUCUGUCCUCACCGUGGGCUUCGGCCUUGCGGGGGCCGAACAGCAAGGUCUGGAUCUGGCCGCAGGAAACUUUAACGUGCUGUUUGUUAGGAUCACUGUGCUGAAUACCAUCUGUGUGACCCAGGUUUUCAUGAUGUGGAAAUUCAUCAACUUCCAGCUGCGCAGGUGGCGAGAGCAUGCACAGGCCCAGAGCCUGAAGAAGAAACCUGCCCCUGUUAAAAGCAAGUCUAAGAAAGACAAAGCUAACGGAGUGAAUGGAGCACUGAGCUCCAAUGGAGCUGACUCGCCAAGAGCAAGGAAAGAGAAGUCGUCUUAAUCUGCCCUCGACCCCUUCUCCAGAACCACAGCCAGCCUUGUCAUUCCAUAGCUCAUCCACUUUGUUUGUCUGCAACUCUUGUAACAACUGCAAGGACCCAAACUCAUUCGGCUUUCUUUAUUUUUUGUUGAACACCAAUCUGUGACUCUGAAAUCAUGACAAAAACUGUGCCAUUGUAGAAAAUUGAGUAGAAGUGUAUUUAAAAGUGCCUAACAAUACAUAUGCUGUACUUGUACGGAUGCUGAAGACUUAAUCUUUCAGGAAUAAUAUUGUUAAAAUUCAGUGUUUUAAAUCUAUUUCAGAUCAUGUGUGAUGCCAUGCUUUUUCUCAAGUUCAGUGGAUACUUUUUUCCACCCUGUUAUAUAUUUGUUGCCCUUAAUAGAAAGCGGGAGUAUCCAGUAACCAUUUUGCUCAAAUGUAUAAUAUUAAUGCUCUCCAGGGACCAUUGUUUCAACUUUAUUAUAACAUCUUCCUUUUACUCAACACUCAGACAUCAUAUAUGUAUUGUUUUGAAAAUUGUUAAAUCAGUGACUAGAA